AUGGACGCCAGUGACAACGAGAAUACAACUGGGAUGAACUUGGAAAUACAUCAUCAGGACCGUCACCUGGUGCAGGAUAUACGGGCUAGAGAGCCUGAAGUAACACUAAUGGGUGAGCGAUAUUCCGUAGACGUACAUGGACAAACAAGUGGUGAGUCUCGCCGGGUAAUGACUCGUGACACAUCGGGUAUUCAUCGGGAAAGUGAGUCUCGUCGGGUAAAGACUCACUUAUUAUCGGGUAUGCAACGGGAAAGUGAGUCUCGUCGGGUAAAGACUCACUUAUCAUCGGGUAUGCAACGGGAAAGUGAGUCUCGUCGGGUAAAGACUCACUUAUCAUCGGGUAUGCAACGGGAAAGUGAGUCUCGUCGGGUAAAGACUCACUUAUCAUCGGGUGUGCAACGGGAAAAUGAGUCCCGCCGGGUAACGACUCACUUUUCAUCGGGAAAUCAUCGGGAAGGUGAGUCUGAUCAGGUAGAGACUCGCCCUUCACCAAGUACUCGUCGGGAAGGCGAGUCCCGCAGGGGUAACACUGGUGAGAUGACUGAAUGCUACCGUGAAAGUAUUCACCGGUUUGAGACUUCUCGUUCAUCAAAUCGGCGAAGCGUGAGUCAUCGUCGGGUGUUACAAACUCCUAAUCGUCUAGAUCAUCGACGGAAUGGUGAGUCAGCAGUUAAUAGUCGUAGUAAUAAUGAGCAACAAUAUAGGCGCUCAUGUAGUCAGUCGCAAAUAGCAGCAGCAGCUAUUAAUUAUUCGCAGCGUAGUCGAUCAAAUAGUAGGCAAAGACGCCGUUACAGUUCUAGAAGUAGAUCACCGGAAAUAGGACUUCACAACGAGAGCCGAAACAUCCCCACCCUACAUCAUAGGCCAAUUAGCCACAAGGCAAACAAUGGGAUGCAUAGCCACACAAGUUACUGUGUACGCGAAAAUUAUGCAAGCAAUAGUCUGAAACGGAAUCGACAUCGCAGUGCAAGUGGUAGCCCCCCGACUCAUAAAAUUCGGGAAAGUAAUACCAAUGAGAUCUUAGAUAAGUUUCUACAUAUCCUAGAUAGCAUGAAAGGUUCGAGCUCUAAACUAUCCUUAAAUAAUGUGGUUCCAGAAUUCGACCCAAUGAAAAAGGAUCAAACCAUCUUGACUUGGCUCACGAAAGUCGAGGAAUGUUCCUCGAUCUAUGGGUGGAAUGAGCGAGAAACGAUACAUUUUGCAUUGCCAAAGCUCGUUGGUGUCGCAAAGUCAUGGUAUCAGGGUUUGGACACAGUCAUGCUAUCAUGGAACAUGUGGAAAAAGAAACUUAUAGAAUCUUUCCCAUGUCGAGAGGACUAUGCGGAGUUACUAACGGAGAUGCUGGCCAAGCGUGUUCGUUAUGGCGAAUCGCUUGAACAGUAUUAUUAUGAUAAAAUGAAUUUACUUAACAGAAGUUCCAUUAAAGGUCGCAAAGCGGUAGACUGUUUAUUACACGGAGUCGAAGAUAGGGCAGUGAGAGUGGGUGCACAAGCGGCCCGAUUCCAAGAGCCAGAAGAUGUGUUAAGGUAUUUUAAGACCGUUAAGGUUGCAAACGUGAAGGACAGUGACAAAACAAGACAAGAUCGACGCAUUACUUCUAAUAAAUACAGGACAGGACAGACUAAAAGAGUUUUCAAAUGUUAUAACUGUGAUACAGACGGACAUAGGAGUUUUGAAUGUCCGAAGCCAGCCAAUAAAUGCUCAAAAUGCAAUAAAGUUGGGCAUUUGGAUAUUCAUUGUAGAGCAUUGUUUACUCAGAAAACUAGUAGGAAUUACUCGCAGAAUACGAUAGAUAACACAAACAAACAUACACAAGACAGACAUGGAACAUAUUUGAGAGAUGAGAAGCAAAUCGCCUCACUAACUACUUCGGAUAAAGUUAAUAGAAAAUAUAUAAUACAGGUAGAAUUAAAUGGGCUAAGCAUGGAAUGUUACGUAGAUCUUGGUAGUCAAUGUACUCUAAUUAGGGAACAAAUCUCGAAUGAACUAAAUCUCGUCGUAACGACUAAUGACUUACCUGUAAUGCAGGGAGUAGGUGGAGACUGUUUUGUGCCAUUAGGCCGCUGUUAUGGCGAAAUUAAAGUACAGGGAAUAAAGGAAAGCAUGAUCCUCUCAAAAAUUAUUUUGAGAGUUCAAAUGGAAACCAAUGUACCACCUCAUAGUACGAGAGUGAUACCUGUGGUGACCACCCCGGAGUAUGCAGGCAAAGUGCUGGUGAAUGGCAGUAUAAGAGGUCUGAGUGGAGAAGAACAUUAUCUUUUACCAGGUGAAUAUUCUUUGGAAGCAGGCAUCGGUCGCCUACUCAUUCACAAUGUGAGUAACAAAAAUCUUAUAGUUGAUCAUAACUCAAUUUUAACACGAGCAAUUCCGGUAUCGCAUAAAUACGAUAUAUAUUCUAUGACGUUUGCUGAAUUCAAGUCAGACGAAAAGGUUUUAUGUGGUACGCAGAUUACUAUAAAGGAGAAACUAGCAUUACAAAAUCUUCUAUCUAAAUACAGUGAUUGCUUUUCCACGGGACUAAAAGAUCUUGGUUUUACGACGGCGGGCGAGAUGACAAUCGAACUUAAUGAUUCGGAACCAGUAGUAUACAGACCAUAUAGACUGUCUUGGGGUGAGAGAGACCAAGUAAGGAAUAUGGUACAAGAGAUGAUGGAUGCUGGUAUCGUACGGGAAACGUCAUCUCCUUAUGCUAGCCCUAUAGUGUUGGUACAAAAGAAGACUGGAGAGAAACGUUUAUGCAUCGAUUAUCGCGCUCUUAAUCGAAGAACGAAGAAGGAUCAUUAUCCACUCCCCCGUAUUGAAGAUCAACUAGACCAGCUUGCAGGCAGUAAGAUGUUUAUAUCUCUGGAUCUAGCAUCAGGAUACUACCAAAUUCCCAUCGCUGAAGCCUCUCAGGAGAAAACAGCCUUCGUGACCCCCGAUGGUCAAUACCAGUUUACAAGAAUGCCUUUUGGCCUUGUAAACGCCCCGUCUGUCUUCCAGAGAACAAUGAAUAAAAUACUAGCAGAUGCAAAAAUUAAAUACGCACUAAUUUAUAUGGACGACUUUCUUAUUCCCGCAACUUCUUUUGAACAAGGUUUAGAUAGGUUGGAAGAAGUUCUCGCAUUAAUAAAGCGGGGUGGCCUAACCCUCAAAUUAAGUAAAUGCAGGUUCUUUUUUGACAGGAUCGAUUUUCUUGGUUUCGAAGUUGGCGCGGAUGGCAUUAAACCUGGCAGUAAGAAGACUGAAGCUGUGGAUAAAUUCCCAGCUCCUAGGAACGUGCACGAACUACGGCAGUUUGUGGGUCUGGCUAGUUUUUUUAGAAGAUUUGUAAAGGGAUUCGCGUUAAUUGCGAGACCGCUCACCGAUCUCCUCAAGAAGAAUUCCGAAUGGAAAUGGGAUGCCCCACAGGAGGAAGCAUUUGGUAAAUUAAAAGCCAAUUUGGUACAAAGACCCGUUCUCACUCUGUAUGACCCUAAACGUGAAACUCAAGUACAUACUGACGCAUGUAAGAACGGCGUUGGAGGCGUGUUGGUUCAAAAAAAUGAUGAAGGUCUAUUCAAACCGGUGGCAUACUACAGUCGUAAAACUACAACUGAAGAACAACGACUGCACUCGUUUGAAUUGGAAACUCUGGCGGUAGUGGCAUCUUUAGCCAGAUUUCGAGUAUAUCUAGUUGGUAUUCCGUUCAAAGUCUUGACGGAUUGUAACGCCCUACGGACUACCAUGACUAAAAGGGAUCUUAUUCCUCGAAUUGCACGUUGGUGGAUUCAGCUACAAGAGUUCGACUGUGAAAUAGAAUAUCGUGCCGGAUCCGCCAUGCAACACGCGGAUGCAUUAAGCCGCAACCCAGUUGGAGAACCUGAAAAUGAUAUACACAUACUAGAUGUGUUAAAUACCAACAUUGAUGAUUGGAUCGCGACAGUCCAAUCUAAUGACGAAGAAAUCUGUCGUAUCAAGGACGUACUGGGAAAUUCCGAAUCAGCAGAAGUGGCCGACAUAUUAAAGAAUUAUAAGGUCAAAAAUGAUAAAGUGUUUCGGAUUACAGGUAGUAGUGGCUCAGAUUUGCGAUGGGUGGUACCAAAAGGAGUUCGUUGGCAGAUUUUAAAGAUGAAUCAUGAUGAUUUAGGUCAUUUCGGCUUUGACAAAACUCUUGCACGUAUACAAGAGACAUUCUGGUUUCCCAAAAUGAGGCGCUUUGUUAAAAAGUAUGUUCGAGCAUGUUUACAAUGUGCUCACCAUAAAGGGACUACGGGUAGACAGGAAGGCGAGUUACAUCCUAUACCAAAGAUUGAGAUUCCCUUUCACACCAUCCAUGUAGAUCAUCUUGGGCCUUUUGUGCGGAGCAGCAGAGGUAACUCGUAUCUUCUUGUUAUAGUAGAUGGUUUUACGAAAUACGUGAAUAUUAAACCAGUAAGGAACACUAAAACUAGUACUACUACAAAGGUUAUACAGGAACAUAUGAGUUACUUCGGCACCCCGACGAGGCUUAUCAGUGACCGAGGAACCUCAUUUACGAGCUCAGCGUUUCAAACCUUUUGUAAGUCCAACGGGGUAAAGCACAUCUUAAACGCUGUAUCUACACCAAGAGCUAAUGGACAAGUGGAGAGAUUCAAUCGCUCUAUUUUAGAAGCCCUGUCCACAAAGUGCUCAGAUAAAAAUGAUAAACACUGGGAUGAAUAUAUAUACAGUAUUCAGCUGGGCUUAAAUACGACAGUUCACAAAACAACUGGAAAAAGCCCAUCCGAGUUGCUCUUCGGGUUUAAAAUUAAUAGUGGUUCAGAAAAUAUACUAAGUGAUGUAAUUAUUGAAACCAUCAAUAAGAAAUCGGCAGAGGACCUUGAAGACAUACGAUCUGACGCAAGUAAGAACAUUGAGAACCAGCAGAGGAAGGAGAAGGAAAAGUUUGAUUCUAAAAGGAAAGCUAGCACCGUGUAUUCUGUAGGUGACUUGGUGAGCAUCAGAAGAGAUGUUCCUAGUGAUGGCCAGUCCAUGAAGUUGGCUAUGAAAUUCCAAGGGCCAUAUCGUAUAAGGAAAAUAUUACCCAAUGAAAGGUUUGUAGUCGAGGACACCCCUCUAACCAAGAGUAAAGGACACCGCCACUACAACAAUGUUGUGGCUGUAGACAGAAUAAAACCUUGGUUACAUUUUGAUAAUAAUUUUGGGUCCAGUUCCGAAUCCGAACCUGAAGUUGUAAACUAA
Messenger RNA from Achroia grisella, 5181 nucleotides. RefSeq lists its product as uncharacterized. Lineage: Eukaryota; Metazoa; Arthropoda; Insecta; Lepidoptera; Pyralidae. Gene Ontology annotation, biological process: DNA integration. Gene Ontology annotation, molecular function: zinc ion binding; nucleic acid binding. The record is from RefSeq and is a predicted model, not a curated record. The transcript has 2 exons. The coding region runs from base 1 to 5181 and encodes 1726 amino acids.